This is a messenger RNA of Oncorhynchus gorbuscha (pink salmon), 2596 nucleotides long. It is a transcript of the gene traf7, whose product is annotated as TNF receptor-associated factor 7. The transcript is spliced from 20 exons. Gene Ontology annotation, biological process: Notch signaling pathway; ribosomal large subunit assembly. The record is from RefSeq and is a predicted model, not a curated record. Gene Ontology annotation, molecular function: protein binding. Bases 56 to 2077 code for a protein of 673 amino acids. NCBI's taxonomy places the organism in Eukaryota, Metazoa, Chordata, Actinopteri, Salmoniformes, Salmonidae. Gene Ontology annotation, cellular component: nucleolus.
UCUCAACCCCCCUCCCUCAGCCAGACCCCCCCCAGCGGGGUGACAACCCACCAGCAUGGAGGCCUCCUUCGGCCCCACCUUCUCAGCCGUGGUUCCUGGAGCUAAAACGGAAGCCUCCGGUACCUACAAGCAGCACCGCCGUACCCCCUCCUCCUCCAGUACCCUCACAUACUCGCCACGAGACGACGAGGAUGGCAUGCUCCCCAUCAGCACCCCGAGGCGUUCUGACUCUGCCAUCUCGGUGCGUUCCCUCCUCUCUGAGUCCAACAUGUCUCUCCGCUCGACCUUCUCUCUUCACGAGGACGACGACGACACGGAGCCCCUGGUGUUUGCAGAGCAGCCGUCGGUGAAGCUGUGUUGUCAGCUCUGCUGCAGUGUCUUCAAAGACCCUGUCAUCACCACCUGUGGGCACACCUUCUGCAGGCGAUGUGCCUUGACCUCCGAUAAGUGUCCGGUGGACACGGCUAAGUUGACGGUGGUGGUGAACAACAUAGCCGUAGCAGAACAGAUAGGAGAGCUGUUUAUCCACUGUAAAUACGGCUGCCGGCUCUUAAACACCAGCCCCACUUCCCCUAACGGGGCCGGAGGAGGGGCUUCCCCUAACGGGGCCGGAGGAGGCACUGCUGCUAGUCGGGGUGAAGGGACACCUAAGAUGGGAGGACCUGGGAACUUUGAGGUUGAUCCAAUGGGCUGUCCUUUUACCAUCAAGCUCACCACACGCAAGGAGCACGAGGUGAGCUGUGACUACCGUCCAGUGCGCUGUCCCAACAACCCCUCCUGCCCUCCUCUCCUCACCAUGAACCUGGAGGGACACCUAAAGGAAUGCGAACACAUCAAAUGCCCUCACUCCAAAUAUGGAUGUGCGUUUAUCGGUAACCAGGAUACCUAUUCCACACAUCUGGACCUGUGUAAGUUUGAAGGGCUGAAGGAGUUCCUGCAGCAGACAGAUGACAGGUUCCAUGAGAUGCAGGUGACCCUGUCUCAGAAGGACCAGGACAUUGCCUUCCUGCGGUCCAUGCUGGGGAAACUGUCUGAGAAACUGGACCAGCUGGAGAAGAACCUGGAACUGAAGUUUGAUGUCCUGGAUGAGAACCAGAGUAAGCUGAGUGAAGACCUGAUGGAGUUUAGGAGAGAUGCCUCCAUGCUCAACGAUGAGUUGUCCCACAUCAACGCCAGACUCAACAUGGGCAUCCUGGGCUCCUACGACCCUCAGCAGAUCUUUAAAUGUAAAGGGACGUUCGUAGGUCACCAGGGGCCAGUCUGGUGUCUGUGUGUCUACUCUACAGGGGACCUGCUCUUCUCUGGGUCCUCGGACAAGACCAUCAAGGUGUGGGAUACCUGCACCACCUAUAAAUGCCAGAAGACUCUGGAGGGUCAUGAUGGAAUCGUGCUGGCACUGUGUAUACAGGGGAACAGACUGUAUAGUGGCUCAGCUGACUGCACCAUCAUAGUGUGGGACGUCCAAACCCUGCAGAAGGUGAACACAAUCCGUGCCCAUGACAACCCAGUGUGUACGCUGGUGUCCUCCCACAGCAUGCUGUUUAGCGGAUCCCUCAAGGCCAUCAAGGUGUGGGACAUAGUGGGGACAGAGUUGAAGCUGAAGAAGGAGUUAACGGGAUUGAACCACUGGGUUCGUGCUCUGGUGGCCUCUCAGAACCACCUCUACAGUGGAUCAUACCAGACCAUCAAGAUCUGGGACAUCCGUUCCCUGGACUGUGUUCAUGUCCUCCAGACCAGUGGGGGCAGUGUCUAUUCCAUCGCUGUCACCAACCAUCACAUCGUCUGUGGCACCUACGAGAACCUUAUACACGUCUGGGAUAUAGAGUCCAAGGAGCAGGUCCGGACCCUAACGGGUCAUGUGGGGACAGUGUACGCUCUAGCAGUCAUCUCUACACCAGACCAGACCAAGGUGUUCAGCGCCUCCUAUGACCGCUCACUCAGGGUGUGGAGCAUGGACAACAUGAUCUGUACUCAGACCCUCCUCAGACACCAGGGGAGUGUAACCGCCCUGGCCGUCAGUAGGGGGCGCCUGUUCUCUGGAGCUGUGGACAGCACCGUCAAGGUGUGGACAUGUUAGAGGACGCUGAUUGGUUUGAGAGGUUGCUGUCGAGGAGAGCAGCUGAUUGGUUCCAACCUCAAUGGACCACCCUGUGUCAAACGGACCAUAUGAACUCUGACACACACACACACACACACACACACACACACACACACACACACACACACACACACACACACACACACACACACACACACACACACACACACACACACACACACACACACACACACACACACACACUGAUUGGUUCAUCAUCCUUCUGGAUCAUGACUGUUUUAAAUAUCUCUACUAUAUGAACUUUAACCCCCCCCCUCAGAAGUGAUCACGACCUUUGUGUCCUUAGCCCAGUGCAUUAUGGGUGGAGCUGCCAUACCUUAGCUCUGCCCACUGACGACACCAGCCCUCCCCUGAUUGGGACAAUUCCAGAACUGUGUACCGAAGACUUGUUAGCUCCCCAAGAUAAUGCCUUGGCUUCAGUUCAGUCCCCCGGGGGACUGGGCCGUUACUGAUCCGGUGACCGGACCGUUACUGACC